GCAAGGGACAUCGUAAGGUUCUGGCCUCUGCAGACAUCAACCUGAAGCGGUUUGCCAGUCCGACGCCGACCCAGACCGACCUGACGCUGAAGCUGAAGCCGCUGUCGGUCAAAGUGGUGGAGGCCACGCUCAAGCUGUCGCUGUCAUGUGUCUUUGUUCGAGAGGGGAAAGCUACUGAUGAAGACAUGCAGAGUCUGGCCAGCCUGAUGAGUGUGAAACCUGCAGACAUCGGCAACAUGGACGACUUCAACGAGAGCGAUGAAGACGAGGACAAGAAGUCUAUCACUGCUACAGUCGUCCCACACACUCUCAUUCGCCCAAAUCGCCCUGCUCCUCCUCCACCUGGCAAACGAGACUCUGUUGGACUCUCUCUUCCAGCCUCAGCCUGUGGGCGUGAUGGCGGCCCUUCCUCUGCGGUCCUCUGCCGCCCUCCUCUCCCUAUCGCUCCUCGCCCCUCGCCCCGUCGCAGCCGUCACUCCCUCACCUCAGAGAUCCAACCAUCCCCUGGUCCCUCCCCUCAGCCCUCACCCAGAUCCAAGCAUAAAACAUCCUCCACCCCUCUCCUCUCUGAGGCUUCUUCUUCUAUCCCACUCCCUAUUCCUCCAAGCUCCCAGCCCACAGUGGCUCCGCCCUCCACCCAGAGUGCCUCCCCUGUCCUGCCUCUACAGGAUGUUGCUCCUGCCAAACCUCCGUCCCCCCAAAGCCUCCAAAGCCCCUAUAAUUACGUUGUCUUCUCAAAACAUUUCCUCUUCUAUUCACCCUGCACCUAAAAGCUCUGAAUCUCUUCCUACUUCACCCGCUGCCACAGUGGAGCCUUCUUUGCCCUCUGUUCCCAUUAAUUCCUCCUCAAAUACCCCCUCCAAUGUGCCUUUUAAGCCACCAGGUGCCUCCGAAACAGAUAUCACCUCAUUAACUCCCAAACUUCACUCUCCUGUUUUAUCAUCACCCAAAAUUACCGUAACGUCAACCUCCACAGCUCCUCAUAGGUCUUCCCUCACUGUAUCCACUACUCUCACCCAUAAUACCACCUCUACUGCAUCCCAGCUACUCCCCCAUAGUUCCUCCUCUCCAUCAAAUCCCACCCUGACAUCUGAACCUCCAUCCUCUCGCCCUACUCUCACCCGGAGCCUCUCUCAGCCUCCCUCUCUGCCCAGAAUCUUCCAGUCAGGCUCAGGAAAAGUUCCUGUUUCACACCAACGGCGCCCCCAAGAGGUUCAAACCAAAGAGGAUCUUACUUCACUUUCUGGCCAUGCUCACAUUUUCAGACCUCAGCUCGUCAAGUCAAUCGAUCGCCCCUCCUCUCCCUCUCCUUUUUCUGCUGAUGCCCCUCCUCAUGAAUCAACUUCUCAUCUCCCUAAAUCUCACCCCUCUAUCUCAGAGUCCCCGAGAGGCUCACUGUUUCCCCUCACUCAAGUAGACGAGGAAACAACUUCGAGCCAAGACGAGUGUUCUCCUCAAAAGAACCGGACAGAGGCCAACUUCAGAGUAUCCCAGCAGCUAAUCAGACCAGCCCAGGAUUCAAAGGCAGCCAUCCCAGAAAACAAAGCUGAACCAACAAGGAUCAGCUCACAAAAACAAGAUGCUGCUGAGGUGGACACGGCUGUGAAGCAGGAGCCCCAGCCAAUCACAACAAAAGACUCAGAAACACCUCACAUUGUCCCAACUCCAGCUGAACCCGGCGCACCACCAAACAAAGAGGACCCCAAAGAGCCAGAAGGACCCAGCGUGGAACCAGAAACCUCAACCGAAGUUUCCCCCAAACCAGCCUUUGAGCAUACGGCUUUGGCGCUGGAGCCGCUGCUUCCCUCAAAACCAGAACCAGAACUGCGGCAGGAAGAAGUCCUCCAGCCGGGGAAACCACAACAGGAGGGAGCAGAUGAGGGGAAACCAUCCGAGGCCGUGACUGGCGGUCAGGAGAGUCUCAUCAACAAUAAGGAGCCAGUGUGUGAGGCGGAGAAGCAGCUGUGGGCGGCAGUGGAGGAGACCACAGUGGAAAGAGGGACGGAGAGUAGUGAGAACACUGAAGAGAAGGAUGAGAAGAAGGAGGAAGAGGGUGGUGUAAUAGGGGGUGCCCAGAAAUGUGCACACACAGAGGCAGAUGUGUGUGUUGCGGAGCAGCACAUGGAGGCUCCGGCUGGCUUCAUGUCAGCGGUAGUUGGGGUGUUUUAUAGAGGCCCAGGCCCCCUGUCCCAGACGCCGUCCUCACUCCCAUCCAGUGGACAGACCCUUAACCAAAACUCUCUCGUCAGUCAACCAAAGAAACCUGAACUCUCCAAAAUCAGUCUGGCAGACCAUCCUCAACCUCAACCUCCAGCUGGGUUUAAGCAGGAGAAAGAAAUCAGUCAGAAAACUGAAGCCAAACCUGCUCCCCAAUGUAUUGGAAAACAAACGCUGCAGCCAAUAACAGAACAGAAACAUGAUGUUAUCACAAAAACUGGCCAAGCUGCCAGUAAGGAGGAAGCACUUGAUCAAUUGUCUUCAGUGCCUUUGCCAAAUCCUCCUAGCAUAAACCGUGCCAGCAUACAGUCAAACACAGAAAUAAACACAGAAAUAAACAUAAAUAAAAUAAAUGAUGACACAAAAAUGGCCAUAAAAGUGAGGGAUGAUAAAGACAUAAGCCACCCCAGUUCAAACACCGACAAAGACACCACAACAAGUGCACAAUUUGAAUGGCCUCACACACAUACACACACUUCUGAGCCUGACCAUAUCACCAAAAACCAACAGCUUCAAGAGGAGGAGAGGCUGUUAUUGGCUAAGAUCCAUCUGAUGACAGGUGACACAUCCCCUGUCCCUGGCCCUCGCAGUAUGAGGCUCCUCAUCCCAGACCCCCGGGAGAUUGACUUUGAAACAUCAGAGCUUGUUGCUCACAGUAGUGACUUGAGGCAUGGCGGUGAUACCAUGCAGGAAAUAUUUCUAACUGAGGAAGAAGAGCCACAAUCCAUUGAGUUGGUGAAAAAUCAAGAAGGCGUGGAGGAUGUGCGAAAAGGACAACAGGCUGACCUCCCUGAUGGUGGAAAGAAGAAAACAUCAUCACAUCUUGACACACACAUUGCUCCUGCUCAUGAGAUGACAUCAUCCCGACUGCCUACGUUAGCAGAAGAAGAAACCUCUGACAUUAAGCCCCCUCAGCCUUCUCCACUGGUCAGAGAGGAGGCUGACGGGAAGGACGAUGUAGCUGAGGGCCUGGUGACCUCCACCCAAUCCCUGCUGCAGUGGUGUCAGGACAUCACCAAAGGUCACCGCGGGAUAAAGGUCACCAACUUCAGCACGUCCUGGAGAAAUGGAAUGGCCUUCUGUGCUAUCCUACACCACUUCCAUCCUGACAAAAUACAAUUUGACCAGUUGUACCCUCAUGACAUCAAGAUCAACAACAAAAAGGCCUUUGAUGGUUUCGAGGCUCUGGGUAUCUCUCGCCUGCUGGAGCCGUCCGACAUGGUUCUGCUGUCCGUCCCCGACCGGCUCAUCGUCAUGACCUACCUCAGCCAGAUCCGAUCACACUUCACCAACCAGGAGCUGAGUGUGCUGCAGAUCGAGCACAACAGCAGCCAGUCCAGCUACGGCCUCGCCCUCUCCGGCCCCGGCCCGACUGAUGUGGACGCGGCCGCUUUCUGCAUGGCCCGACUCAACGAAGGAGUGAGCCUCGAGGAGGGAGGCAGCAGCACCUUGGUGGUCCCACCACCGAGGACGAAAAGACUGGGUAAAGGGGACGAUUCGAUCUCACCAGUCCCACCCCCACGUUCCAAAGUAGUCAAAUUUGGACAGACUCAGGAUGAAGAAACAAAGACUGGAAUCACUUAUAACAAAGGGAUGCAGAGUACAGCUGAGACCCAGCCUCCCAAACAAGAAGAGGAAACAAUGUGUCUGCAGGACACCAGUCAGUAUGUGGUGAGCGAGCUGGCAGCGUUGGAGACGGAGCAGAAACACAUCGACAGCAGAGCCGCUGUGGUGGAGAGACGACUGCGAAGCCUCAUGGAAACAGGAAGCGACCGUGAUGAAGAAGAGAGACUGAUCCAGGAGUGGUUCACUCUGGUGAACAAGAAGAACGCUCUGAUACGCAGACAGGACAACCUGGAGCUUCUACAAGAGGAGCAGGAUCUGGAGAGGAAGUUUGAGCUGCUGAACAGGGAACUCCGGGUCAUGAUGGCUAUAGAAGACUGGCAGAAGUCGUCCUCUCAGCAGCAGAGGGAGCAGCUGCUCCUCCAGGAGCUCGUGUCUUUGGUCAACCAGCGGGACGAGAUCAUCAGAGACAUCGACGCCAAGGAGAGAGGGGCAUUAGAGGAAGAUGAGCGUCUGGAGCGCGGUCUGGAGGCAAGGAGGCAAAAAUACAACAGCAAAGACAAAUGUGUCCUCCAACCCUGAAUGCCUUAAAUCAACCAUAACGUGUAUGGUUGGGAUGUUCGUGCCUGCUUAAUCCACAGAAAUGCACCUGUUUCCUUACCUCUUUGAACUUUGACUACUAUAUGCAUGUUGUUUGAAGUGUGCUGAUAAAGUGGGACUCUGCUUUUUAUCCCAAAUAUAUGACUUUCACACACUGUACCCCUGAUGUUGCUGUUUAUAUUUAUGAGGUGAAGACUUGAUGAAUGAUAUUGAUUAUUGUGUUGAAGAAACAUAAAUAUUGGUUGGUUAUGUC
This is a messenger RNA of Trematomus bernacchii (emerald rockcod), 4633 nucleotides long. RefSeq names its product EH domain binding protein 1-like 1b (gene ehbp1l1b). The transcript has 23 exons. Bases 259 to 4362 code for a protein of 1367 amino acids. The record is from RefSeq and is a predicted model, not a curated record. Gene Ontology annotation, molecular function: protein binding. NCBI's taxonomy places the organism in Eukaryota, Metazoa, Chordata, Actinopteri, Perciformes, Nototheniidae.